AUGGCUGGCUGGGACGAUUAUAUCAAUAUCCUUCUCCAGAAGAGCAGUGCCAUCAAGAGAGCCGCUAUCAUCGGAACUGAUGGAUCAAUUUGGGCGAGAACAAAUGACGGGGGCGCUUUCAGAGCUACCGACGCUGAACUCAAAAAGUUUGCUGCUCUUUUUGCCAACAUCAAAUCUGUACCAGGUACCGGUGCCGACCUGGAAGGCGUCCACUACAUUGUUCCACGUGUCGAGGAGAAACUGAUUUUCGGAAAGAAGGAACAGACUGGUUUCUUUGCUGCCAAGACAAAUCAAGCCAUCGUCAUUGCUAUGUACGAAGGAGACAACGCUCAGUCGGCAGCAGUUCGUGCCGGAGUUGAAUACCUGGCUUCUUACCUGGAAAGCGCUGGAUAUUAG
This is a messenger RNA of Caenorhabditis briggsae, 396 nucleotides long. Gene Ontology annotation, molecular function: actin monomer binding. The record is from RefSeq and is a predicted model, not a curated record. The transcript is spliced from 3 exons. Lineage: Eukaryota; Metazoa; Nematoda; Chromadorea; Rhabditida; Rhabditidae. Bases 1 to 396 code for a protein of 131 amino acids. Gene Ontology annotation, cellular component: cell cortex.